GUCCAGCACUCUGCUGGCCUCUCAUCCCAGUCUUGCCAGCAGGAAGUGUGACCAAGACCAGUCAUGACAACUUACAGCAACAAAGGACAGAAGCCUGAGAGAGGCCAAUUCCUCCACUUUCACUCCGUGACCUUCUGGGUUGGCAACGCGAAGCAGGCUGCGUCGUACUACUGCAGCAAGAUGGGCUUUGAACCCCUAGCCUACAAGGGCCUGGAGACGGGUUCCCGGGAGAUGGUCAGCCACGUGAUCAAGCAAGGGAAGAUUGUGUUCAUCUUCUCCUCUGCCCUCAACCCCUGGAACAAAGAGAUGGGCGAUCACCUGGUGAAACACGGCGACGGAGUGAAGGACAUUGCCUUCGAGGUGGAGGAUUGUGACUACAUCGUGCAGAAAGCCCGGGAACGAGGUGCCAAGAUCGUGCGGGAACCCUGGGUAGAGCAAGAUAAGUUUGGGAAGGUGAAGUUUGCCGUGCUGCAGACGUAUGGGGAUACUACACACACCCUGGUGGAGAAGAUGAACUACACCGGCUGGUUCCUGCCUGGAUUCGAGGCCCCAGCAUUCGUCGACCCCCUACUUUCCAAGCUGCCCAACUGCAGUCUCGAGAUAAUUGAUCACAUUGUGGGAAACCAGCCUGAUCAAGAGAUGGUGUCUGCCUCAGAAUGGUACCUGAAGAACCUGCAGUUCCACCGUUUCUGGUCCGUGGAUGACACGCAGGUGCACACGGAGUACAGCUCUCUGCGGUCCAUCGUGGUGGCCAAUUACGAGGAGUCCAUCAAAAUGCCCAUUAACGAGCCAGCGCCGGGCAGGAAGAAGUCCCAGAUCCAGGAAUAUGUGGACUAUAAUGGGGGCGCUGGGGUCCAGCACAUCGCUCUCAAGACUGAAGACAUCAUCACAGCGAUUCACCACUUGAGAGAGAGAGGCAUGGAGUUUUUGGCUGUUCCGUCCACAUACUACAAACAACUGCGGGAGAAGCUCAAAACGGCCAAGAUCCGGGUGAAGGAGAAUAUUGAUGUUCUGGAGGAGCUGAAAAUCCUGGUAGACUACGACGAGAAAGGCUACCUCCUGCAGAUUUUCACGAAGCCCAUGCAGGACCGGCCCACGCUCUUCCUGGAAGUCAUUCAGCGCUACAACCACCAGGGUUUUGGAGCCGGCAACUUCAACUCACUGUUCAAGGCCUUCGAGGAGGAGCAGGACCUGCGGGGCAACCUCACUGACAUGGAGACCAACGGGCUUGCGCCCGGAAUGUAGGCCGCUCUGGGCACGCCUGACCCACCGAGGCCCCGCCCACCUGCCGGCGCACGGUGGGCCACGCCCCCUCGUCCUAGAACGCGCCCACUCCACAGGCCCUGAACAGCGAGCCCUCCUUACUGGCCGCUCCCUUUAGACCCCGCCCACCAGCCGGCUCCGGGACCUCCCCGCCCCCCACAAGACUCCGCCUACCUCCUAACUCGCUCCCUCGGUUGGGCUGUUCAGUCUCCCGCCCUCCGGAAUAAAGCGGACUGGGGUCCAA
Molecule: messenger RNA, 1507 nt
Organism: Balaenoptera ricei (Rice's whale)
Lineage: Eukaryota; Metazoa; Chordata; Mammalia; Artiodactyla; Balaenopteridae
Gene: HPD
Product: 4-hydroxyphenylpyruvate dioxygenase
Exons: 14
Coding region: 64-1245 (393 amino acids)
Biological process (GO): L-tyrosine catabolic process
Cellular component (GO): endoplasmic reticulum membrane; Golgi membrane
Molecular function (GO): 4-hydroxyphenylpyruvate dioxygenase activity
Source: RefSeq, a predicted model, not a curated record